GCGCAGAGCUGAGCACCAGUCUCUUUCCCUCUCUGAGCUUCCCUGUAACAUGAUGGGUAUCUACCCUGGUGUGUGCCUCAUUGGCAUCCUGCUACAGAUGUACCCCAGUGACCAAGCUGUUCCCUGCCGUAUGUCACGGAGACAGUCCCCAGCACCCUAUACCAUCUCCACCCUGCACAGGAUCAGGGGGGGGCCUGAACUACUACAUGGAAGUGCUCACCAGGCCAAGUUUGAAAACAAGCUUCAGUUCUCGAUCAGAAUGAAAGGGAAGGAUCACGUUCUCACACUCCACAAGGCGCAUGAUCUACUGGCAGGGAAUUUUUCGGCGUCCCAUUAUGAAGCAGAUGGACGACUGGUGACAGAAUCACUGGGACAUCAGGAGCACUGCUGCUAUACGGGCUCAGUGGAUGGACUGGUGGAGUCCCUGGUCUCGCUGUGUACCUGCCCCAGCCUCAGUGGGUACAUCACUCUGAGAGAGGAAAUUUACAGCUUUGAUGCCCUGAGACCAGCCGAGCCUGAGGAGAACACAACCAUAAAGCUGCACUAUCACCCUAUACAUCCAGCUAUGGGUGCAGCACCCAGGCGCUCCCGCCGCUCCCCCCAGUAUUCCCAUUUAGCGGAGGGCGCUAGAGAGCCGUACAAGAUUGAGCUGUUUUUGGUGGCAGAUAAAGAAGAGUUCCAGCGGCACGGAGAGAGCGUGGAGAGAACCAGGCACCACCUCAUGGCUGUAGCCUAUCACCUCAAUCAGAUCUUUUUGGAUAUAGACUUCCAGAUCUUUCUGGUGGGGAUUGAGAUUUGGAGUGAGGAGAAUAAAGUGAAUAUUUCUGACGCGGCAGAUUCAUCGCUCCUGCGGUUCCUGGAGUGGCGGGAGCAGGUUCUGCUUCCCAGGAUGCACCACGACAACGUUCAGCUUAUUAGCGGGGUGCGCUUCAAGAACCACAUCCUCGGGGAAGCCUUUCUGGCCCAAAUGUGCUCAGAGUCCCAUAGCGGUGGGGUUAUCAGGGACACAGGGAUCAGCCCCAAAGAGUUGGCCAAGUACAUUGCCCACGAGAUUGGGCACAACCUGGGCAUGAAGCACGAUACGGAAAAUUGCUAUUGCCCAGUGGGGCCAGGGAGGUGCCUUCUUUCAAAGCGGAAUUGGUACGACAUCCACCCAGUGUUUAGCGAGUGCAGCCGCCACUCCCUCACCAGGUUCCUCGAGGAGAAGAACAUCACCUGCUUAAUGAACCCACCCCACACAUAUAUCGAAGAAUCUCCCCCGGGCGUUGAUCAGCACGAGGUUCUUGAAACUGUUGGAAAAGUCUCCAUUUUCCUGUGUUCUCUGAUCAUCCUGCCGAUCUUCCUAAUCAUCUGGAGAAGGGCGUCAGGCAAACCCCCCCAGGCCGUGUAAGUGGGGGGGCGAUAGGAAAACUGCAGGAAGAGUUUCUCGCGGGAUGGAUAACUGGGUGCCAUGCCCCCCACUGGCGCUGAUCCAGAACAUUGUAGGUGCCUCUUUCUAUGGGUGGGUUGGGUCACAGCACUGGCAGUGAAUGGCUGCCCUUUCCUUUUGUUGGUGAGCCCAAUACUGGUUGCGUCGAAGGACCUUCCUGUCCUAGAAGGACUCACCGCGGAAGCCUCUUAAAGAGAGAAUGAGAGAAAUGUGCUGCACCCUAAGGCCAAGUGAACUAAGGAACAAUGUGAGGUGGUGUCACCAGUGGCCUAAUGAGCCAAUACGCCAGGCAGAACAGUGGACUGGACGUGCAACAUAAAUUAAUAAAGAAUUUUGCACUUUAAUGAUGGAAGCCAAUGGCUGCUCCUAGGCUUUGGCAUAUAUCCCAGAGGGACGCAGUUUACUAAGAUGUGAAUGUGAUAGACUAUUCCACCUCACCGAUCAUCCAUGAGACUUUUAGCUUGUACCCACCCAGACGUUAUCAAUGGUACAGUCCUAUUUGGUGAGUGAAGCUGAUCUGGUGGAGCUGAGCGUGCCCAAAGCAGGCCAAUGAGGCUACUAAGGAACAUAUUGGAAUAUAUGGAAAUAUUUAAUGACAAAAGCACAUCUUCUGAGCCUAGAGGAUAGGAGAUUUCACUAUCAGCAUAGGAAGAGUUUUGGGUUUAUAAUAUGUAUAGUUUAAUGAGAGGUAUGAAGAGUGAUUUAUUGGUUGGGUUCAAACACGGGCCUUUCUGACAUAAGUGGCAUACAUAAGAUGAUAACUGGUUGCUAGGCAUAAGAAAUAUGAUUUGUAAAAGAAAUAUAAUGGUAGAACCCAGGGGCUGCCCAAUGCCCAGGGAUCAGUUCUGAUACCCCCACUGUACAUUGCCCUGUCUAGAAAUCUCAGUGCCACUUGCACAGGUGCCACCCCUCUCCUGGGGUCACAUAUGGCUACUCCUGGCAUCCCAUAAUAAGUCUGUGACAACUCAUAGAGGUCCCUUCACUGGUUCCAUGUAAUGUGAUUGUCAUGCAGUGGGCCUACAGACUUCCCAGUCACGCUCCCUAGCCUUAGCUAACCUUGGCUUCUCCGUUCUACAGUCACCCGUAACCCAAUGAGCUGACACUCUAAAUCCCCUACUGAUACAGAAGUAAGGCUGGGGUGCCAUAGGGCCCAUCACAGGCAUGAGCACCACACCACUGUUAAAAAGCACAAAAAAUAUAAUGACCAGUUUUAAAAAAUACUAUAGUUGGCCUCAUACGAACGAUUAAUAUCAAGGUUAAUCCACUUCAGGCCAGAGAGGCUUGUUUGUUCUAAGAAGAGAAUUGUUCUCCCAAAUAUAAAUGUGCCCCAGCCCAUUAAUACUACCUGCCACUAACGUCUACCUCUAACUGCCACUAGGCGGCGCCAUUCCAUGUUCACAUAUUUGUCUGAUCCUAUUGUCCUAAAAAGCAUUACUUUUUUUAACAAAUUGCUGAAUAAAGGCAAAAUGUACCUGUGAAUGUAAAUAGAAAAUGAAAAGGCCUCUC
Xenopus tropicalis (tropical clawed frog) is the source of this 2935-nucleotide messenger RNA. It is a transcript of the gene adam33, whose product is annotated as ADAM metallopeptidase domain 33. Bases 50 to 1390 code for a protein of 446 amino acids. The record is from RefSeq and is a predicted model, not a curated record. NCBI's taxonomy places the organism in Eukaryota, Metazoa, Chordata, Amphibia, Anura, Pipidae. Gene Ontology annotation, molecular function: metalloendopeptidase activity; metallopeptidase activity. The transcript is spliced from 14 exons. Gene Ontology annotation, biological process: proteolysis.